Ruditapes philippinarum (Manila clam) is the source of this 3819-nucleotide messenger RNA. Its product is annotated as ATP-binding cassette sub-family B member 10, mitochondrial-like. Bases 343 to 2298 code for a protein of 651 amino acids. Gene Ontology annotation, biological process: transmembrane transport. Gene Ontology annotation, molecular function: ABC-type oligopeptide transporter activity; ATP hydrolysis activity; ATP binding. The record is from RefSeq and is a predicted model, not a curated record. Lineage: Eukaryota; Metazoa; Mollusca; Bivalvia; Venerida; Veneridae. Gene Ontology annotation, cellular component: membrane. The transcript is spliced from 13 exons.
GUUCUGAUAUUUCCAUUGACGUGGUACAUUACAAAACAUGUUGAAUGUCAAAACUCAUAUUUUCGAGAAUGUUUAUGAGGGGUCAGUAUGGUGACAUGACAGCAUGAGCAAUCCAUCAAGCAUUUGAUAUGAAAGUUAUUCUGCCAGCUAAAUUUUCACAAACCGUAAUCAGUUUUUGCAACAUAUUCCAUGUGAUGCAAUUUUGUAAAAACUGCUGUUGACUGGUUGACUGUCCUGUUUGAUGAACUUUACAUUUACUACAGAAAAACCUGUUUGUCAGGUGGCUUAUUUUUUUUGUGAAAUUUUGAUUUGAACUUUUCAAAGUUUAUCAUAACCAGCAAAAUGUAUGUAACACUUUUAUCAAAAGGGUUCUAUCGUUCAGGGGUGACAUGUUACAGUUUCAAACAAGGACUGAUUCUUCAAACAAAGGCAUGUUUGAGGGAAUCCUUAUUUAAAAGAAACUUUGUGACAACACGCUCUAGAUUUUGCAAAAAUGGGGAAAGAGCUAAAACUGAUACAAAGUCUACAAAAAGUGUCCCAAAAGUUUCUGAAUUGAGAAGAUUAUUCAAAGCUGCAUAUCCAGAACGAUGGAAAAUAGCAGGUGCUGUUGGUUUUCUGGUGAUCUCAAGUUCUGUAACUCUUGCAGUUCCAUUCUGUAUGGGUAAAGUGAUAGACGUAAUAAACACAUCAGCAAAGGAUGGAACUAUAAUGGAGAAACUGACAUCUAUUUGUUCUGUUCUGUUAGUUGUGUUUGUGAUAGGAGGUCUAGCAAAUUUUGGAAGAUUUUAUUUGAUGCAAAUAUCAGAACAGAGAAUAGUUCUGCAGAUUAGGGAAAAACUAUUUUCGUCCAUCAUGAAACAAGAAAUAGGAUUUUUUGAUAAGACUAAAACAGGGGAGAUAAUAAGUCGUCUGUCGUCUGAUGCUACAAUGAUAGGUAACUCUGUAACUUUCAACAUAUCUGAUGGUCUGAGAGCUUUUGCACAGGCUGGAGGUUCUAUAGGAAUGAUGUUAUAUGUUUCCCCAAAGCUUGCAAUGGUUGCCUUAGGGAUAGUACCACCUAUUGCUGUGAUGUCUAUUAUUUAUGGAAGAUAUGUUAAAAAAAUUACAAGAAAAGUGCAAGAUUCCUUGGCAGGUGCUACCUCUGUUGCAGAAGAGAAGAUAAGCAAUAUUCGAACUGUGAGAUCUUUCACAAAGGAAGAUUUGGAGAUAGCUACUUACAAUAGUUCCCUAGAUAAAGUUCUACAGUUGGCAUAUAAACAGGCUCUAGCUGGGGCUGUGUUCUGGGGAUCUACUGGUUUAUCAGGAAAUGUGAUUGUAUUAUCUGUGUUCUAUGGAGGAGGAUAUAUGAUGAGCCAGUCUAUGUUAACUAUUGGCGACUUGUCCGCAUUUAUUCUCUAUGCAGCUUAUGUUGGUGUUGCCAUGGGAGGUAUGACAUCAUUUUACUCUGAAUUAAUGAAAGGACUUGGUGCAUCAACAAGAAUUUGGGAACUGACCGAUAGAACCCCUCUAGUGCCGUUCUCAGGUGGUUUAAAACCACAGAGCCCUGUUCAAGGUGAGAUUGAAUUUCGAGAUGUAAAUUUCAACUACCCCACCAGACAAGAAGCAAAGGUGCUGUCAGGUUUGAACCUCAGUAUACCAGCAGGUACAGUGACAGCUGUGGUUGGUUCUAGUGGCUCAGGGAAGUCAACCAUUGGUACCCUGCUCUUAAGGUUUUAUGAUCCAGAUGCUGGGUCAGUAUAUUUGGAUGGACAGGAUAUUAAAAGUAUAGAUCCAGGCUGGCUCAGAAAUCAGAUAGGAGUGGUUAGUCAGGAACCAGCCUUAUUUUCAUGUUCAAUAGCAGACAACAUUAAAUACGGAGCCAGUGAUCCUAGCACAGUUACCAUGGAGAUGAUAGAAGAUGCUGCACGGAAAGCUAAUGCCUAUAUGUUUAUCAGAAACUUUCCUCAACAAUUUGACACACUUGUUGGUGAACGAGGACUUUCAUUGUCAGGAGGGCAAAAACAAAGGAUAGCCUUAGCUAGAGCUAUCAUAAAGGACCCCAAAAUUUUAUUGCUGGAUGAAGCAACAAGUGCACUAGAUUCGGAGAGUGAAUAUUAUGUAAAGGAAGCCUUGAAUCGACUUAUGGUCGGCAGAACUGUUAUAACAAUAGCACAUCGACUGUCAACAAUCAAAACGGCCAAUCAGAUCGCAGUACUCGACCAUGGACGUGUUCUUGAACUCGGAUCUUAUGAACAGCUUGCAGCAAUGGAUGAUGGCAUUUUUAGAAAACUUGUAGAAAAGCAGACUAUAAUGUCUUGAUGUUAAUAAACGGGUAUAAAUAUUGGCAUUAUACACAGCUGUUUUAUUUAAAUUACUUUCAUAAUCAAAAUUUAAAGAUCAUUCCAUUUUGUUCAAGUUAUGAGCCAGUAACAGUGGUGCUACUUCUGGUGAAAUGAAUGACUGAUAUUGUGUAUGUGCCAUUUGUUUCAUUUCAAGCAUUUCAUACAUGAUGCCAUACUUAAAAUUUAAGUAAAACGUAAUUGUUGAUAUUGAAAAAUUAAGGGUGUAAUAUUUAAUGACAUUAGAUUAAAUUUGUUUUGAAAGAGGAGUAGGAACAUAAUUAUUAAAGUGUCUGUCUUUCAACACAGGGCUAGUUCAAUAAUUUAAUUGGGUUCACAACUAUAUUUCCACAUUUUAUGCAAGUCCAUGAAUUAGACAAUAAUUAUUAUCAGAGUUUCAUAUUUGAACUUAAGGGUUGUAAAGUUAUACUCGACUGAUUUGUAUUGUGAGGAGAAAGUAAUAAUUACCUAGAUGUCUUUCAUGCUAUUAAUUGUAAAUAUGGUGGUAGUAUGAAUUAUUGUUUUUAAUUAUGUGUAUAAUUUAAUAUUUGGGUUCUUUCAUGUGAGGAAGCUAUAGAGCUAGCUUACAGGUGGGUGGUUCUACUUAAAGGCUCACUCCUGCCUGAAUUAUUGUACAAAGGGGCACCAGAGGUCUUGCUCCACCAUUAAAGCUGGAAAGUUACCAUAUGAACGUAUGGUGUUGGUGCAACUUAAAACCCAAUUAAGGAAAAACUAUCAUAGAUUUAAGUUGCAUAGUAUCUUACAUGCAUAGUUUAAGAUGAAUUAUUGGAAAGGUGAACAGAGGUUGUAAAGCAAGUCGAAAGAGGAUCUUUUUUUCAGGAGAACCUGUUAAAAAUUUAAGUUAAUUGUACUUUGUGUAAUGUGGCAUUAUUUAACAAUCUUGAUAUUAAAUUAGCAGUACAUGUGUAUAUACAUGUACAUGUAUGAUUCACACAAUGUUAAGGGUUGUUGGUCUUUUUUUCAGCUUGGUUAUUCGAGGGCCAUCUUAUUCACUUCUUACCUGGAGUGACACUUGCCUUUAAGGUUUUGUGAAUAACUUCAUAUCUCACUAACAACUUGAUUUAAUAAAUACACAAAUGUUCUUUGAAUUGGAUUAAUUGCCUUUGUAAACUUAAAAAGAUCCUGUUCAUUGUAAAAGUUCUUGUUUCACUAUCAAGCAUUUAAUAUAGUUGAAAGCAUUGGUUUUCUUGCUGUUCUUGUAUAGUACUAAAUAUGAUAUACUAUCACAAGUCAAUUUAGACUAUACGUGUUGAGAAUUUAGCUGUGUGAACCAGUUUGAAUAAUUUUAUAUAAUGGUUCAUAAUUAUAAAUAAGUGACUUGGUGUAAGAUUUGUUAAUUUUCAUACAGGUAGCUUAGCUAAUGACUGCCAAAACAUCUUUAGAUAUACAUUUUAAUGUUACAUAUGAUAAAGUUGAUGUUUUUCGAAAUUUUAUAUUUUGAUUUCAUGACUUGUAAAAAUAAAAUGGAUGAAUUAUAUUA